AUGUUUUAUUACUCGUAUGCUUUCAACCAAAAUAUUGGAAAUUGGGACACGUCCAAAGUAACCAGCUUGGAUAGAAUGUUUUAUCUCGCGAAAGUGUUCGACCAACCGAUCGGGACCUGGGAUACGUCGCAGGUGACGAACAUGUACCAAAUCUUUCGUCACGCGUAUACGUUUAAUCAGCCGAUUGGAAACUGGGACACGUCGUCGGUGACGUCUAUGCAAGAAAUGUUUUACGAAGAUUACGCAUUUAAUCAAAACAUCAGUGGUUGGGACACGUCGCAAGUCACCAGUUUUUCCAACAUUUUUGCGUACGCGAAAGCGUUUCAGGCGAAAUACACGUGCACAAAUUCUGCGAAGCUUUCUGUCGAUCCGUCGACGUGCACGACCGUCGACCCCGAUUGGACCGAGCAGUGGUACGAGACUGUGACUCCUAUCCCUGCCGACGGGUGGCAUUCUGCAGUCUAUCGCUGUUUAGGUGAGAAUUAUAACGGCGCGUGCACGACUUGGGGAUCAAAAACCAAUCACGGCGUCAUAUCCGACUGGAACACGAGUUUGGUGACGGAUAUGAGCGGAUAUGGGACAACGUAUCAAGGCUUCGGGACGAAACACGACACCGGAAAUAUACGAUAUUUCAACGGCGAUAUUUCCGAUUGGGACACUUCGCAAGUAACAAACAUGUACCAAAUGUUCCGAGGGUCUAUAUCGUUCAAUAGAAAUAUUGGAAAUUGGGACACGUCGCAAGUGACUGAUAUGAUACUCAUGUUUUAUUACUCGUAUGCUUUCAACCAAAAUAUUGGAAAUUGGGACACGUCCAAAGUAACCAGCUUGGAUCAAAUGUUUUAUCUCGCGAAAGUGUUCGACCAACCGAUCGGGACCUGGGAUACGUCGCAGGUGACGAACAUGUACCGAAUGUUUCGUCACGCGUAUACGUUUAAUCAGCCGAUUGGAAACUGGGACACGUCGUCGGUGACGUCUAUGCAAGAAAUGUUUUACGAAGAUUACGCGUUUAAUCAAAACAUCAGUGGUUGGGACACGUCGCAAGUCACCAGUUUUUCCAACAUUUUUGCGUACGCGAAAGCGUUUCAGGCGAAAUACACGUGCACAAAUUCUGCGAAGCUUUCUGUCGAUCCGUCGACGUGCACGACCGUCGACCCCGAUUGGACCGAGCAGUGGUACGAGACUGUGACUCCUAUCCCUGCCGACGGGUGGCAUUCUGCAGUCUAUCGCUGUUUAGGUGAGAAUUAUAACGGCGCGUGCACGAGUUGGGGAUCAAAAACCAAUCACGGCGUCAUAUCCGACUGGAACACGAGUUUGGUGACGGAUAUGAGCGGAUGGGGGACAGAGGGUCAAGGCUUCGGGACGAAACACGACACCGGAAAUAUACGAUAUUUCAACGGCGAUAUUUCCGAUUGGGACACUUCGCAAGUAACAAACAUGUACCAAAUGUUCCGAGGGUCUAUAUCGUUCAAUAGAAAUAUUGGAAAUUGGGACACGUCGCAAGUGACUGAUAUGAUACUCAUGUUUUAUUACUCGUAUGCUUUCAACCAAAAUAUUGGAAAUUGGGACACGUCCAAAGUAACCAGCUUGGAUCAAAUGUUUUAUCUCGCGAAAGUGUUCGACCAACCGAUCGGGACCUGGGAUACGUCGCAGGUGACGAACAUGUACCGAAUGUUUCGUCACGCGUAUAAGUUUAAUCAGCCGAUUGGAAACUGGGACACGUCGUCGGUGACGUCUAUGCAAGAAAUGUUUUACGAAGAUUACGCAUUUAAUCAGCCGAUUGGAAACUGGAACACGUCGCAAGUAACCUCUAUGACUAAUAUGUUUUACAAAGCGAAUACAUUCAACUACGAUAUUUCCAUCUGGACUGGUUUGGCGGCGACGACGGCGCAGGGUGGCAUCUUUAACUACGCGACUGCUUUUCAAGCGAAAUUCGCGUGCACCAACGCCGUCACCGGUCCACUGAGUUCGUGCGCGUGUACCGAUUGCAUCCCGGACGCGAGUUGGCACGCGUUUGUCUCGGAAUGCUUAGAACUUGAACCAAAAUACGGCGAAUGCAUGAGUUGGGAUAAAGUAGGGACGUACGGGACGAUGCCGAAUUGGGAUACCGGAUUGGUGACGGAUAUGGGUAAAAAAUACUCCUCGGAAAGAGGUUACAUGGGGUUCUACAAUCAAACAGAUUUCCGAGGCGAUCUUUCGAAAUGGGACACGUCGCGCGUGAAAUCCAUGGAAUCUAUGUUUUACGACGCCGCAUCGUUUAUUGGCGACGGCAUCUCAAAUUGGGACGUUUCUCACGUGAUGAAUAUGGAUAGCAUGUUUUAUAAAUCUUUGGCGUUUAACCAACCUAUCGGGAGUUGGGACACGUCCAAAGUCACGGACAUGUACGCAAUGUUUGAAUCUGUCGCCUCGUUUAACCAAGACAUUACAAACUGGGACGUCUCUCAAGUGACGAGCAUGGAACGGAUGUUUUACGAGUGUUCUUCAUUCGACCAAGACGUUUCUGCGUGGACCGGUGUCGCGUCCACGACGGCGCAAACCGACAUGUUUUAUGCGGCGACUUCGUUUCGAACGAAAUUCGCGUGUGCGAACGCGAACGACGGCCCGGCGAAUACGUGCACGUUGCCGGAACCGAUUCUCGAUGCAAACUGGCACGCGUACGUCGCAGAGUGUUUAGCGAUUGCGCCGAUGGAUGGUUUGUGCACUUCGUGGGACAAAUACGGCGCGCACGGCGCGAUGCCGAAUUGGGACGUGAGUUUGGUGACGGAUAUGAGUGGAUGGACUGGAAGUGCAUUUGAAGGCUUUGGCGGUAAAAGUACAUUCAACGCUGAUAUUUCGAAGUGGGAUACAGGGAAAGUGACUUCUAUGUAUUCUAUGUUUUAUCAAGCUUCUGCGUUCAACCAAGACAUUGGGGGUUGGAACACAGCGCAAGUAACGACUAUGCAGGGGAUGUUUCAUGUCGCUUCUGUGUUCAACCAAGACAUUGGGAGUUGGAAUACAGAGCAAGUGACGACUAUGAGAGCUAUCUUUCAAUACGCUUCAGCGUUCAACCAAAACAUUGGGGAUUGGAAUACAGCGCAGGUGACUGAUAUGACACAAAUGUUUAACUACGCGACUGCUUUUCAAGCGAAAUUUACGUGCACCAACGCCGUCUCCGGUCCACCGAAUUCGUGCGCGUGUACCAAGUGCAUCCCGGACGCGAGUUGGCACGCGUUUGUCUCGGAUUGCUUAGCGGAAGCGCCGGUAACUGGCGAGUGCACUGAGUGGGCGUCUGGAAAACCGUAUGGAACGAUGCCGAAUUGGGACGUGAGUUUGGUGACGGAUAUGAGUGGAUGGACUGGAAGUGCACAUAAAGGAUUUGGUGGUAAAAGUACAUUCAACGGCGAUAUUUCGAAGUGGGAUACAGGGAAAGUGACUGAUAUGAAUCAUAUGUUUUAUAAAGCUUAUGCGUUCAACCAAGACAUUGGGAGUUGGAACACAGCGCAAGUGACUCGUAUAAAUGGAAUGUUUGCUGAAGCUUCUGCGUUCAACCAAGACAUUGGAAGUUGGACGACGUCGUCAGUGACGAGAAUGGAUUAUAUGUUUUAUAAAGCUUCUGCGUUCAACCACGACAUUUCCUCGUGGAGCGGAUUCGCGGCGACGACGGCGCAACUUGACAUGUUUCGCGACGCGACUGCUUUUCAAGCGAAAUUUACGUGCACCAACGCCGUCUCCGGUCCGGCGAGUUCGUGCGUGCUCAAGUAG
Bathycoccus prasinos is the source of this 3738-nucleotide messenger RNA. RefSeq lists its product with no specific name. The record is from RefSeq and is a predicted model, not a curated record. The transcript has a single exon. NCBI's taxonomy places the organism in Eukaryota, Viridiplantae, Chlorophyta, Mamiellophyceae, Mamiellales, Bathycoccaceae. Bases 1 to 3738 code for a protein of 1245 amino acids.